This is a messenger RNA of Vanderwaltozyma polyspora DSM 70294, 3135 nucleotides long. RefSeq names its product Fhl1p (gene FHL1). Gene Ontology annotation, cellular component: nucleus. Lineage: Eukaryota; Fungi; Ascomycota; Saccharomycetes; Saccharomycetales; Saccharomycetaceae. Gene Ontology annotation, biological process: regulation of ribosomal protein gene transcription by RNA polymerase II. Bases 1 to 3135 code for a protein of 1044 amino acids. The transcript has a single exon. The record is from RefSeq and is a predicted model, not a curated record. Gene Ontology annotation, molecular function: protein binding; DNA-binding transcription factor activity; sequence-specific DNA binding.
AUGAAUGAAGAGUUGGCCUCAACAGUGAUAUCAAGUCAUUUAGAGUCAGAAAAUAAUAAUUUGGAGUUACAAGUUGGUGAUGGACACCUUUCACCGCACAUUGAUGAUGAGCAGAUAAGUGGAAGCAGCGGGAAUGAUGUCGAUGACGAUAACGACGAUAAUAAUAGUGUCGGUAAAAUCGAUGAGCUAGAACUUCCCGAUCAUGAUUUUUCAAAACUUCUGGAUUUUGAUACAAAAAGUGAUGAUGCUCUGUUAUCCGCAGCUAAUGAUCUCUUAAAUGAAAGUAAUGGUGCAGAGAGUAAUUUAGACUCACAACAUACCGAUUUGAUUAAUGAGGAAGAUCAAGAUGUAGAGAUGAACGAUAGUAUAGAUGCGAAAGAAUCAACAGCAGAAUUGGUGAAACCAGAUAAAGAUUCCCCACAGUUUAUUAUAAAUGAGAAAAAUAAUUUGUUUAACAGACAAAGGAAAGACUCGUUGACUCCAAUUAUGUUUCAAAAGCACGAAUUACCGCCAAAAAAUUUUAGUCAAUUAAAUUCUUCGGAUCCACAAAAGAAUAGUGAGGAUAGCAAUGCCAUAAUAGAAGAACAGCCAACAAUAUCGGCAUAUGCAAGAUUAGAUUUCCAAAGUUUUACCUUUUAUGUUCAAACUCUGCAUGUAAUUAUUGGAAGAAGAUCUGAAAACGAUUUCACUCAUAAAGUCGACGUUAAUUUGGGCCCUUCAAAGUCAAUUUCUAGAAGGCAUGCUCAAAUAUUUUACAAUUUUGGAACAGGGAGAUUCGAAUUAUCAGUAAUUGGUAAAAAUGGUGCGUUUAUAGAUGAUGUUUUCGUUGAAAGAGGAAAUACUGUACCCCUACGAAAUAGAACUAAAAUUCAAAUUGGACAAAUACCAUUUCAAUUCAUCUUACCAGAGCAAGAAAAAGAUAAAAUACAGGAAUCUACAAAGCCUUCUCCUGAUAUACAAACUCAAAAGAUCAAGAAAGAAGAAACAAAAACUACAAAGAAACCAAAGAAAGCUACUACUUCUGUAAAUACAACACCAGUUAAGAAGGAAGCUAAAUCUAAGGUAACUGUAGAUAAAAUAGUACCAUCUAUACCAGAAACACCAAUUGCAUCUCAAACUACAUCAACAACUACUUCUCCAAAGAAAAAGAAGCAGAAACCAGCAGCUCCCAAGGAAAAGAAACAACCUAAACCGCCAAAGAAGGUUUACACCCUUAAUGAAAUUCCUUUAGAAUACAGAACAAAACCAACAUUUUCCUAUUCAACUUUAUUGACCAACUGUAUAAGAAAAUUUUCCACUCCUAAGGGAAUGUCACUAUCUGAAAUUUAUGCAGGAAUUAAAGAAUUGUAUCCAUAUUACGAAUAUUGUCCCGAUGGCUGGCAAAGCUCUGUAAGACAUAAUCUAUCAUUAAAUAAAUCUUUCAAAAAAGUUUCAAAAGAAGGUAAGGGUUGGCUCUGGGGUCUUGAUGAGGAAUACAUAGCUGAGAGAGAAAAGCAAAAGCAGAAACAGGCAGAAGCUGCUGCUGCAAAAGCACAAGCUGCUCAAAUGAAAUUGGAGCAGCAACAACAACAAAGAGCUAAGAAAGGAGGUGAUACUGUGACAGCCAGAAAAGGAACUGCAUCAGCAAAAACGAAUACGAAUAAAGGUCAAACUAUAUCGCAAACGCUAGCGGCUAAUAGGUCUACAGAUAAAAAGACAAAAUUAAAUGAUCAACAACGUACAAUGAAAUACUUGCAAGAGCAAUUAAUGAUAUUAACCAGUGAUAGAAAGGGCUUAUCUAAACCAGAUAUCGCUAAUAUUUUAACACAAGCAUUGGCAAUGACCAUCAAUCAAGUAACUCAAGCAGCAAAAACUAAGGGUAUUGCGGGAAAUCCGCUUACCGCAUUAAUGGAUAAGAAUCCACAGCAUCUAACUCUCAUUCUGGCCGCUGCUGUAAAUGCAGCAACAUCUAAAGUAACAAAAGGUAAAGUCAAGCAGCUAGUGACAAUGCCACCGCCUGCUUCAAUGACACCAAGUGUUUCUAAGGCAAAGGCAACUACACCAGCUUCUACAGAAACUGCUUCAAAGAAGAAGUCAACAGCAGCAUCUUCAAGUAAGACAGCUACAACCAAGGCAUCUACGGCUAAGGCAUCUGCAGCUAAGGCAUCUGUAGCUAAGGCAUCUGCGACUAAGGCAUCUGCAGCUAAGGCAUCUGCAGCUAAGGCAUCUGCAGCUAAGGCAUCUGCAACUAAGGUAACUUCAACGAAGUCCCAAUCCCCAUCAAUUACAAAAUCAUCGUCAACUACCAAAACAGCAGUUACGAAGACAACUGAUAGUUCUUUCGAUCCGUCUUCUUUAUCUAGAUUUUUCCAGCCUAAACAGCCGGCUAGAGUUCCAACUCCUCCAAUUGCCAAGCAAGUAGUUCCUCAAAAAAGGAGUUUGAGUGGUGAAUAUGAUGAUGCAACUGAUGACAGUAGCAGCGAAGACGAAUCUACUAGCAGUGAUGAUGAUGACGAUGAAGGUAGUGAUAAGGAUAAAAAUUCUGAUGGAAGCACCAGCAGUGAUGACGAUGAUGAUGACGACGAUAGUGAUAAUGAUAGCAGUAGCAGUGACAGUGAUAGCGAAGAAGAAACCAAGGAGGAAGAGAAAAAAGAUGUAGUUGGGUCAGCAUCAGGCCAAGGUGAUAAUGUAGACUCGGGUUUAAAGACAAAUACCGAAUUAAUGAAUUCAGCUGUUGAGGGUACUAUUUCUAAAUCAUCUAUUGAUGAAAAUAUUUCCGAAGUACUGACAACUGAUCAAACAGCGAAAAUACCCAUUUCCGAUGAUACAUCAAAGCCAUCAAUAAGCGACGAUAUUUCAAAUCCAUCAAUUAGCGAUGACAUUUCAAAACCUGUUGAUGCGAUUGUAGAAAAUUCAGUCAAUGUAGGGAUGGGAUCAGAAGCAAAUGCGGAUGAUGAAGAUGAUGGUACAAAUAUUGAAAAAUGGCAAUUUGAUAACCACGAAGAAGAGCCAACAUGGUCUCUUCCUCUUGUAACUGCAGAUGAAAUUGAUGCCAAGUUGGAUGUUGAUGUUGAUGUUGAUAUGGAUGUAGAAGUGGAUGAGAAGUCAUUAAGUUUGGAUGACAAGGUCAUGUCUGAGAUCAAUGAUGGCAUUUAA